This is a messenger RNA of Thermothelomyces thermophilus ATCC 42464, 1754 nucleotides long. RefSeq lists its product as uncharacterized. Gene Ontology annotation, molecular function: oxidoreductase activity. The record is from RefSeq and is a predicted model, not a curated record. Lineage: Eukaryota; Fungi; Ascomycota; Sordariomycetes; Sordariales; Chaetomiaceae. The coding region runs from base 1 to 1683 and encodes 560 amino acids. The transcript has a single exon.
AUGGUCCGUCUUCGGGCGCGGCCGCCGUCCAUGGCCGCGGGGGAUUUUGGUCUCGGGCGGUCCUCGUCGACCCUGUCAACUCUCACCACUCGGCGCAUUAAACACCGGUCCUUCCACAUCACCCUGCCUCACCACCGCAGGUCUCCUCCGCCGAUCAGGAUCGCCAAAUCCAAACCCACCCCGCCAACACCCCCGCCAACACCCCCGCCAAAGUCCCAGUCUCCUCAACCAAACCACAAGGAGGCCCCCCCCAAACAGGGACCUCCUAUUUCCAACAACACAGUCCCGCCUCGCGGGAGUCCACCCCCCAGUCCACCCCCCAGGACCUUCCGCGAGAGAUUUCAGCGGUUCAAGAGCAGGAUCAACUGGAGGACCGAGAUCCUCAUCACCCUCGCCCUCCUCGCCGUCUUCACCCCGGCCAUCAAAAUUGUCGAGGGUAGCGCCAUCGCCGGCGACGGCGACCACAGCGGCAAGCCCGCCUGCCUCAACCCGACCACCUUCACCCCCUUCACCAUCACCGCCCGCGAGCAGGUCUCCCCGACCGCCUUCGUCCUGACCGUCCGGCCCAGCGACCCCGCCCGCGGCCGCCAGGUCGUCGCCGACGCCUGGCGCCACGGCCUCUGGGCCGUCGAGGUCAAGCAGCCCGAGUGCAUGAUCGCGCGCGAGUACACCCCGCUCCCUCCUCCUCCUCCUCCUCCUCCUCCUCCACCAGAAGCAGCAGCAUCCGACGGCCCGGCUCCCGACCACGGCGAGCGGGACCCGGCCGAGCUGCGCUUCUACGUCCGCCGCAUGCCCGGCGGCGAGGUGUCCGGGUACCUGGCGCGGCUGCGCGUCGGCGACGAGAUCGAGCUGAGGGGUCCCCGCCUCGCCUUCGACCUCCGCGCGCGGCUGGGGCUGGCUGCUGCUGGUGGUGGCGACGAGGACGGGGACGGGCCGGGCGGCGAUGGGGCCGAGAGGAAGACGAAAGAGGAGGAGGAGCAGAAGAAGAAGAAGAAGAAGGUGGUCUUCUUGGCCGGCGGGACCGGGAUCGCGCCCGCGCUGCAGGCCGCCAGCGCCGUGCUGGACGACCCCCGCGUCGAGAUGGAGGUCGUGUGGGCGAACCGGCGGAGGGAGGAUUGCGUCGGGUGCGGCGCCGAGAGCCCGCAGGGCCCCGUGCUCGAACUGCUCGAGGCGUUCCGGAGGAGGUACGGCGAGCACCGGUUCCGGUACUCGUGCACCGUCGACGAGGAAGGGUCCUUCAUCGACGCCGGCACCGUCGCCCGCGCAACGGGAGCGUCAACGCAGCCCUCCUCCGGACUGGCUCGCACCCCUGCUUGGGGAGGGUUCUGGUCAGCCGGCGGCGGUGUAAGCCCCAACAAGGAUGGCGGUGCCGCCGCCGCCGCCGCCGUCUCCGAUGCCUGCGCCUACCAUUCGGCCGGGAGAUUAGUCUCGUCAGACGAGCGGGAUCCUCUCGUUGGCACCGGCGGCCAGUCGUGCCGGUGCAAGGACGCCAACGGCAAUCCCGUCCAGGGCGGUAAGAACCUCUUGAUGAUCUCUGGACCGGACGGUUUCAUCGCGCACCUCGCGGGCGUCAAGGUGUGGCACGAUGGGAGUCAGCGUCAAGGCCCGGUUACAGGCCUCUUUAACGAUCUGACCAAGAAAUACCCGAGCCUGGGAGACGACUGGCUCGUUUUGAAGAUGUAAAGCAUAGAAUAUAAUGCCCCGUUUAUAUAUGUACACAAUCACACACGAGAAUAAUCAUGCACAUACAAACC